AAAAUUGAUAGAUACUAGAUGGAGUGAUUCCACUUCCACUCGGUGAACAGCUAGCUGCCUAUAAGAGCUCUCCUUCGCCGCUGCGUCGGCGUGAACUCAAUUCCCCAAUUAAAAACCCUAGACCCCAUAUACUCUCUGCUGCUCUGUUAAAGUCCGACUGAUACAAGCAUCCGUGAGAGGAUCGGGAGAGAGCUCGGGUUGCUCUUGUUGAUCAGGAGGCGGAGCCGGCUUCUGGUGGUGGCGGGGAGGUCGCGGGUGCGGGGUUCUCGGCCUCACCGGUGGCGAACUGCAGCAGCGAAAGCCCCUGUAAUGGAUCCUUCAAAAGCAUCGAAGAGGCCUGUUGGAAUUCUAUUUGUGAAGGUUGUAAGAGCUCAAAAUCUGGAAAAGAAGGGCCUGUUGGGUAGUAAAUCAGAUCCGUACGUGAAACUUAAGAUGUCGGAUGACAGGCUUCCAUCCAAGAAAACAAGAGUAAAGCGCAGCAAUCUCAAUCCGGAGUGGAAUGAAGAAUUCAAAUUUGUUGUGAUAGAUCUAGAGAACCAGUCGCUGGAUGUUAAUGUCUUCCACCGGGCACAGGUUGGUAAACAUGUGAAGAUGGGCAUGAACAAGGUUCUGUUGAAAGAACUUGCCCCGGAGGAGACUCAAGUUUCGACUCUUAACUUACUGAAGACCAUGGACCCAAAUGAUGUACAAAAUGAGAAACCUCGUGGUCAGAUUACUUUGGAGGUGACAUAUAAGCCUUUCAAGCAAGAAGAAGAUAUGGAGGAAGAAAGCAUGGAUGGUACUGAAGAAGCACAGAAAGCUCUAGACAAUGGUCCACCUGGUGGUGGGCUGCUUUUGGUCGUUGUUCACGAAGCUCAAGAUCUUGAAGGGAAGCAUCACACAAACCCAUACGCAAAGAUAAUCUUUAAAGGAGAAGAGAAGAAAACAAAGGUGAUCAAGAAGAACAGGGAUCCACGUUGGGAGGAUGAAUUUGAGUUUGCUUGCGAGGAACCACCUACAAAUGAUAAGUUGCAUGUUGAAGUCCUAAGUAAACCUGGAAAAAUAGGAGGAAUAUUACAUGGCAAGGAAACCUUAGGCUUCAUUUAUAUAGCCCUGGCAGGCGUGAUCAGCAACAGGCGGACCAACGAAAAGUACCGUCUCAUCGGCUCGAAAAAUGGGCAGAUUCAAAUCGAGUUGCAGUGGAGAACUUCAUAGAAGCUGUGAGCAAGGUGCCACAGGCAUUUCUAUGCCUAGACUAGUCACCAGGUACCAGACCAAUGUUGGCUCUGUAAAAUCAAACUCUCUUCCAGCCCUACUACCAUCACACUACAAGCCUACAAACUGUAUACAUUUUAUACAGUGACCAGAGGCAAUGCGACUCUCAUCAGGUCAGCAGCCUCUUCAUGUCGAGCGCCCGGUCCGAGCUCCGCUUGAAGUUGUACACCGACUCGAACGCCUCCAUGCAGACGCUGGCGAAGCCCGUCAUCGCCUGGAAGACGUUGGGGAAGCCCGUCUGGAGGUUGUUCAGGGUCAUCGCCCUCGUCACCCCGACGCACUUCUCGUGCUUGCUCUUCUCGUCGUCGGCCCUGCUCCUCAGGGCCUCCACCUUCGCCCGCUUUUCUGCAACCGGUGUCUUCCGCGUCAUCUCUCCAUAGCCUUCAGCAGAGUACGGCCCGUAUUUGGACUCCAGAGAUCGCAGUUCCUCUGUCUUCUUCUCAAAGUCUUUGAAUGCAGCAUCUGACCUCUUCUUCUGCUUCUGCUCCUCCGCCUGCUGGACUACCACGGCGUGGAUCACCGACAGGAGGGUUUUGAUCCCUUCCGAGGCCACCUUGUCGGGGAUCCGGUCGAUGGCCAGCUGCCACUCCUCACACAAGCUGUAGAUGUCAGAGUUCUGGAUGUCUUUCAUGAGUGGGUUGUGAUGGCAUUGGAACAGGGAGAGGCGAAGCCAGCCGGUCAGCGAGUAGACAUAAUCUCUCUGGGACUUAACCAGGCUGCAGAACGCCGAGUACCACCUGUCCACCUCGAUCUCGAGCUGGAGAGCUGCUUGCCGGUGGUCAUUGGAGGUUGGGUUGGUGCUCAUGGUCAGGUAUUCAAGCUGCUGCACCAUGUGGGUCUGUACCUGGUGGCACUCAUACAUGCCCCUCCACAUGCUCGUCAAGCUGAAAUGGAAUGCAUUCAUAAGAGGAAACAUGCAUGAGAACAGAGCAACCAUACAUGUUUACCCAAGAAAGGGAAAUGUACUGGCAGGAAAUAAAUGUUGCAUCUAACUAUCUGACUUGUACUUUAAGAGUAUUGAUAUUCACAUGGGGUAGCUUGGUAUUCUAGUA
Triticum aestivum (bread wheat) is the source of this 2306-nucleotide messenger RNA. RefSeq names its product synaptotagmin-2. The coding region runs from base 310 to 1194 and encodes 294 amino acids. The record is from RefSeq and is a predicted model, not a curated record. Gene Ontology annotation, cellular component: endoplasmic reticulum. Gene Ontology annotation, molecular function: lipid binding. NCBI's taxonomy places the organism in Eukaryota, Viridiplantae, Streptophyta, Magnoliopsida, Poales, Poaceae. The transcript has 5 exons.